Portunus trituberculatus (swimming crab) is the source of this 7427-nucleotide messenger RNA. RefSeq names its product phospholipase D gamma 1-like. Bases 353 to 3190 code for a protein of 945 amino acids. The record is from RefSeq and is a predicted model, not a curated record. Gene Ontology annotation, molecular function: D-type glycerophospholipase activity. The transcript is spliced from 5 exons. NCBI's taxonomy places the organism in Eukaryota, Metazoa, Arthropoda, Malacostraca, Decapoda, Portunidae. Gene Ontology annotation, biological process: phospholipid catabolic process. Gene Ontology annotation, cellular component: plasma membrane.
UCAGUCACCUCUAGGAAGUGAAAGAGGACGGUACGCCACGCUCGCGCUCUCCUCCUCUUGGCAGUGAAACUUGAGACAACUCCUAGUGACCAAUAUUAACCUUCUCCCUGUUACCUGACCCACCUGUCCUCGCCCCUGGUACAAGUUCGGAACGUGUUUAAAUAUUGGUGAAGCAGACCUUGCACCACCACCACCACCACCACCUGUAAGUGUCCCAUCCACACACACUUCUCAGCCGCACUUCAGCACAAGCUUAGCGCCAUGAGGUGUGUGGCCUCCCCCCCGCCAAGCGCCUCCGUGCUGAGCCAGUCUUCAGGAUGCCUGAGCGCGGCGUGGUCAUAGCCCCGGCAUCAUGGUGGUGUUGUGUGGCCGCCUGGAGGUGGUGGUAGUGGAGGCGGCGGACCUCCCCAACCUCGACCACAACGUGCUGCGGCCAGAGGACAAGAGUGACCCCUACUGUGUGGUGGAGGUGCAGGGCGGCGGCGGCGGCCUCUCUAAAAUCGGCAAGACCUUCACCAUCGACGACUGCCUCAACCCGCGCUGGUUCUUCCGCCUGGUGGCCGACGUGAGCCAGGACGUUGCGGGGUUGCGCUUCACCGUCAAGGACAGAGACCUGCUCUCCUCAGACAUCAUCGGCAGCUGCUUCCUCCCCGUGCACACCUUCGCUGGCAGCACCACGCCCCAGCCCGCCGACCUCACCCUCGUCAACACCAAAGGCUUCCGUGCGGGAAGCCUGCGCGUCACUGCAGCCUUCGUGCCCGCACCAGGCCAGCCUGACGUGACCAUCGGCCAGCGCACCAUCACCAGGGCCAACGAGCUGCGGGAGCGAGUGUCCCGCAAGUUCCACAGACCUAACGAGGCCAACCAGUCAUUCUGCGACAUGGCGUUCCUGCACGGCGUGCUGGACAUUCGCCUGGAGCGCGCCACCAACCUGCCCAACCUGGACUCGUCCAUCCUUAGCCUCAGCAAGAAGGAUGUGUCCGACCCCUUCGUGGUGGUGUCCCUCGAGGACCCUGACGGCGAGCCCUGGAAAGUGGCCACCACGCACGUCAUCGACAAUGACCUCAGCCCCGUGUGGGACGAGACGUUCCGCGUGGACGUGUGUCACGACGUGUCCGCCGUCACCUUCACGGUGCGCGACAAGGACUUCCUGUCCUCGGAGCAGAUUGGCUCGGUCACCUUCCCCGUGAGCGAGGUGAUGACCGAGACUGGCAUCCACGACACCUUCGACCUGCUCAGGGAGAACAAGAACAAGAAGGCGGGCACGCUGACCCUGGCCCUCACCUACCACCCCAAGCAGUCCGUGGCGCCCUCACACGAGGUCCCUGAGUGUCUCUUCCCACUGCGCCAGGACAACAUGGUGCGCCUUUACCAGGACGCCCACUGCCCCGAGCUGCCCCGCCCCCUGCACACACCCCAAGGACAGCUCUACCACCCGCGCAGCACAUGGCGCGACGUGCACGCCACGCUCAUGGGCGCCACACAGUUCAUCUACAUCGUGGGAUGGAGCGUGAGCGCCAAGAUCGCCCUGCUGCGCGAGGAGGGCGACGACACGCGCACCCUGGGCGAGGUGCUCAAACAGAAGGCUUAUGAGGGAGUGCGUGUGCGCCUGCUGCUGUGGGACGAGUUGACCUCCAACGACCUGAAGAAGCAAGGCGCCAUGAGCACUGAGGACGAGGAGACCUCCAACUUCUUCCGCGGCACGCCCGUAGUGGUGGUGCUGGCGCCGCGCGACCGCCACAGCAAGGACAUGUUCUCCACCAAGACACAUUUCACCUCGCUGUGCUACACGCACCACCAGAAGUGUGUCAUCGCGGACGCGCCCAUCGAGGAAGCGCCGGGUCGCAGGAAGGUGGUGGCCUACGUGGGCGGCCUGGACCUGACGGGCGGCCGCUACGACAACCCCGGCCACCCGCUGUUCAAGACGCUGGUGCGCGAACACAAGAACGACUUCCGUAACCGCGUGUUCCCUACCCUGACAAGUAGCAGCGGCCCGCGCGAGCCGUGGCACGACAUCCACAGCUUCAUUGACGGCCCCGCUGCCCAUGACGUGCUCAUGAACUUCAUCGAGCGAUGGCGCAAGCAGGCGGCGGACCACAUGAACGCCAUCGUGCCGCUGCAGCAGAUGGAGGGUGUGGAGCUGGACUACCGCAGCGCCGCCCCGGACCGCUGGAACGUGCAGAUCUUCCGCUCCAUCAACUCGGACUCCGCAGUGUUCGACUGGUCCGCGGGCGCCACAGGCCUCACCAAGAAGAAGGGCCGCGCCUUUGAUAACAGCCUCCACCGCGCCUACAUCCACCACAUCCGCAGGGCGCGGCGCAUGAUCUACGUGGAGAACCAGUACUUCAUGGGCAGCAGCCACAUGUGGCCUGAGUGUCGCGACGCCAAGGCGGGCAACCUCGUGCCCCUCGAGAUCGCCGCCAAGAUCGAGGAGAAGAUCAGGAACGGCGAGCGCUUCGUGGCCUACAUCUGCAUCCCGAUGUUCCCCGAGGGCAAACCGGCGGACAAGGUGACACAGGAAAUCCUGCACUGGCAGCUGCGAACCAUCCAGAUGAUGUACACACGCGUGGCUGCGGCGCUGCGGGCGGCGGGGUCCGAGGCGCACCCACAGGACUACCUCAUCUUCCUGUGCCUGGGGCGAAAGGAGGCCCCUGAGGAUGUUCCCGCCGAGCUGACGCCCCCCGAGGAUCCCUCCGCCGCACUGGCCUUCGCGCACCGCCGCCUCAUGAUCUACGUGCACUCCAAGAUGGCGAUCUUCGACGACGAAUACAUCAUCGUGGGCUCCGCCAACAUCAACGACCGCUCCCUCAGUGGCAACCGCGACACGGAGAUCGCCAUGGGCAGCUACCAGCCCAUGCACGUGGGCUACGGCGCCUCGCUGCCCUACGGUGACGUGGCCAUGUUCCGCCGUGGCCUGUGGGUGGAGCACAUGGGCACUGCGGCCCCCGUGGACCUGGACCCUGGCUCCGUGGAGUGUGCCCGCGCCGUGCGGUGGCUGGGCGAGGACUCCCUCAAAGCCUAUCUAGACCCAGGCGACGCGCCCAACCCACGCAACAUGCUGCUGUACCCCCUGGAGGUGAGCGGCGAGGGCGUGGUGGGGCCGCGCCAGGACUGCCCUACCUUCCCCGACACCCUCGGCAGCGUGCUGGGCGGCCGCUCCAAAGUCUUCCCCAGCACCCUCACCACAUAGACACCCCCCAACUCCCACCCAUCCCAGCCCCCUCCCCUGCGUCGCCACCCCCAGGCGGGCACCUCUUCCCUACCACUGUGUUAGUGACGAGGCUGCGAACAGUGACAAGGGGCUCCGCGUGGCGUGACAGUGAGGGACAGAUCCGCCCCGCUCCCCCCAGCCCAACUCCAGGCACAAAUCCUCCUCCCAUCCCCCAUCCCCUACAGUGCCCCUUAAAACGGGGUGGUUUUCUCUCCCGUGGAUUGACCCUCAUCUCUCCCAAGGUGCUACAACAGUGUUGUGGGCCGUCUGUGGCGCGACACACACACACACUCACACACACAGACACACACACACACACACACACACACACACACACACACACACACACACACACACACACACGAGUGAUUCAUACUUUGUUUUGACGCGUGUUCCACAUAUGAAGAUAAACUCGUUAACUCUGGAACACACACACACACACACACACACACACACACACACACACACACACACACACACACUGGAUCUAAUAUUAGUGUUUUAGCAGAAAGUUAGGCAUCUUCCAAUCGCAUACAUACAUACAUACAUACACACAUACAUACACACACACACAUACAUACACACACACAUACAUAUAUACAUGCAUACAUAUAUAUUUUUCCUCCUAUAUGCUCAAGUUAUCGCUUCGCUAACUGUUACCAAAACGCGCAUAACAGUAGCCAAUAUUUUUAACAAGGUAUUCGCUUCUUCUCCAAACCACCACCACCACCACCACCACUACCACCGCCGCCGCCACUACGUUACUAGGUCUAUGGUUCGUAUUGUAAUCAUUCUACUAACACUUCUACUCUAAGUUAAGGAACACAGUGACUCUUGCCAAUACUGGGAAAGCUAUUUUUUAACUUGGUAGGUUUAGUUAUUCAUUUUUUACUCUUUUAUUGUAAGCGUAAAAUGAAUAAAAAAAAAAAAUAAUGUAUACUAACAAAAGUGAGGUGGGGUUUUGCUGACUGACGCAUCACCCAACUCUUUUUUUUAUUCAUAUAACAAUGUAGAGAGAAAAAAGUUAGUGUAGAUUAAUUUUUUUACAUAUUCCAGCUGAUUUUUUAAACUUUUUAUUGUAUGAUUCAAAUUGUUAUGAUUAUUAAUGAUUAUUGUUAGUUUACAUGUGUUGCCACUUGCGAGGGUGUUGGAAGAUGAAUAGCAGCGAGUACUGAGAUAAUGCUGCAUGAUAAGAGAGAGGAGGUAGAGUUUGAAGGAAAGAAAAGAGAUCAUGAACAGUGUGAUGAUAGAGAGGAUGUGGACUUCAAAGAGGAAAAAAAUGUUGGAAAGUGUGAUAUCAUUUGACUUCAUUUCAUAAUAACAAAGAUACAUUUUGAAGCAGAAGGAAAGUAAAGAUGUUAGAAGCUUGUGGUAACGGGAAACAGUUUGAAAUGAUAAGGAAACAGAGAGGAGAAAAUGGGAGAAGGAAAAAGACAGUGCUGAAAAGUGUGAUAACAUUUCAUAAGAACAAAGAGAAGGCAGUGCUUGAAGAUGAAAGAAAAUGAUGGUGUUAGAGAGACAGGUUGAAAUAAUAAAAUGAUAUCAAAGAGGAAGUAAAGUUAUAAGUAAUGAGGAAGGAAGUAAUAAUGUUGAAUAAUGUUGAAUAAUGUUAAGGAUCAUGUUAACAAAGGGGGAAGUAAGUUUUAAAGUAAGAAGAGAGUAAUAAUGUUAAAAGUGACAAUAUUUCAUGACCACAGUUGAAAUAAGCAAAUAAUGAUGUACUAGUUCACAGUAAGAGAGGAAAUAGAGCUUCAAGAAAUAAAGAAACCAAACAAAUUAAGAGAUUCUCCAUUUUCGUAACAGUUGAUUUAUUGCCUUAGUUCAGUGAAGAAUUUAAUCAUCAUCCUACCUGUACUUAUAUCAUGGGAAGGUGAGAUGAAAUUUUAAUUGGAGAGAUACACCUGUGAUUAUGAGCCUUAAUUAGCAGUUGAGGUGAAAUAAGGGCUCAUGAGAAUAAAUUUAAGACACGUGUCAAUGAAUGUUGAUUAGCAGGUAAAGACAAUGUGUAGUUAUGUCAUUAUAAAGCUACACCUGUGUUUUCAAAAUUGAUUAAGGCAAGUAAAGUAAGCUAAUGAUUGUUGACAAGUGAUACCUGUGUUUUGGAGGUGAAAUAACGACAGGUAAGAAUGAGGCAGUGAUAGAUUGUGAUUGAAAAAUUGUACUUGUAGUUUUAUAAAGAUAAAUGAUGUAAUUAGAGACUAAGAAUAAUACUUUUGUUUUCUGUAGGGGAUGUCAUUACGAGUGUAAGGUCAGAAAAACUAUACCUGUAUUUCAUAAGGCUUAGUUUUGUUUAUCGUUUUGUUGUUGUUAACCGUCUUUAAUUACGAGGUCAGAGGAAUUGCACCUGUGUGUUGUAAAGAUGAAUUGAUUAUUGGGUCAGACAAACUACACCUGUACAUUGUAGGGCUCAGUCAAACACCAGUUGUUCUUUGUAAAGGUGAACAGACUACCAGGUGAGAGUGACCACACCUGUAUUUUGUAAAAGUUGAUUAUUCACCAUUGAAAUAACACCUGUGCUUUGUAAAGGUGAGCUAAUGAUGAGGUCAGGGAGGUAAUUAGUGACUUAUUGCAAACUACACCUGUAUUUUGUAAAGGUGGACAAAUCAUCUAUGUAUAUUUGUAAAGGUGAAGUCAUUAUUUUUUGAGUGAGGCAUUGACAGGUAGUGGAAGCCAAGCAACACCUGUUAUCUGAGGUAUUAAUGUUACCUGUGUGUGGCACCUGUUGUCAGCAGCAUGUGUAAUUAUGUACCUUUGGCCUUCCUGUAACUGUAGUCAACUAACAUGUCGCCAGCACUGUAGGUAGCUGCUAACAAACUCCAUGGGGACGUAAAGUAGCGAUGGGGAGUCAAGAAACCCAUUACUCUUUAAUACUGUCUUGUCUUGAACAAUUACAGUCUCUCAAAGUUACUGUGAUUUCCAAGGGUGUUGUGUUACUGUUGCAGUGGUAGUUCAACUGGCUGUAGUGGAAGUUGUCCGGAUUUCCAAAGGUGAUUUCUUACGAUUCCAGUGGUAGUUCAACUGGCUGUAGUGGAAGUUGUCCGGAUUUCCAAAGGUGAUUUCUUACGAUUCCAGUGGUAGUUCAACUGGCUGUAGUGGAAGUUGCUGUGAUUUUCAAGGUAGUUUGAAGGGCUGUGGUGAAAGUUAUUGGGGUUUUCAAGGAUGUUUUCGUGUUUUCAGUGGUAAUUUUAAUAAGUAGACGGAUUAUAAUGGAAGUUCAAGUCGUCAAGUGUGUUUUCCUGACUUUAGUAGUAGGUUAACAAAGAUUUUAAACUUUAAACUGGCUCUAGUGGAAGUUAUUCAAAUUUUAAAGAGUGUUUUCAUCAUUCAAAUAAAAAUAUAACUAGAAUCCUUACCUUAUCAGUGGAAAAAACACCCUUGAGAACCCGAUUAGUGAUCUCUGAGCCCAUGAAAGUAAUUGUGAUGAGCGAACAAAGCGUUUCAGAAUGCAGACACGCAACAAGACAAACCACAUGACAAUACCGCUAUGAACAGGGCAAGGGAAGGAGACUCGAGUUGAUGCAUUGUGGGAGUUGAAGGAAAGAGGAGUGUUAGAUGUUCCGCUAGAAUUAUAAGCUGCAAUUGAAGAGGUGAUUGUAUUUGUUCUGAAUCAUCGCUUUGCUGAAGACCAAAGUAGAGAUUUAUUGUUCGUAUCCACUGAGGCGCCGUGCAUUUCAGAGUGGUGGUGAACAAAACCCAGACAAGAUUGCAUUUACCGAUGUGACCCGAUGUUUUUUCGUUGUCCACGGCGAAAAAUAGUAAAGAAAUGAUGUAGCAUAAUGUAUUGUGAUUUAAAUAUGGUGUGUAACGUAAAUAACUUGCUUUAAAUUAUCAGUAUAGAGAUUGCAUUUACCGAUGUGAGUAAAGUUAAGGAUGUGCCGAGAUUAGAGUUUUGAAAUGGCGCUUUUUUUCUUAUGGAUGUACUCUUAAUAUGAUGCAUCAAAUGAAAAACUUGCAUUAAAUGAUCAUUAAAUAAAUUGUGUUUACCGAUAAGAGUAACUCUGAUGAUAAGUAAGGAGGAAAGAGUUGAGAAAUGGUCUGUUUAAUGUGGACAUAAUGGAAGUGUAGUGACGAAUGAAGAGCAUGUAACAUUUUCUCUUGCACAAAAUUACAAUUCUAGCGAAGCACUGAGAGGUUUGAAUACGUGCAUCGUUUCAAGUUUAUUUACCUUGCCCAAGAUUCUUAAUGUAGUAGAAGAAAAGAAAUUAAGAGACACAUA